Messenger RNA from Exophiala aquamarina CBS 119918, 1944 nucleotides. RefSeq lists its product as uncharacterized. Gene Ontology annotation, cellular component: plasma membrane; endoplasmic reticulum membrane. Gene Ontology annotation, biological process: fungal-type cell wall organization; (1->6)-beta-D-glucan biosynthetic process. The record is from RefSeq and is a predicted model, not a curated record. The transcript is spliced from 3 exons. Bases 1 to 1944 code for a protein of 647 amino acids. NCBI's taxonomy places the organism in Eukaryota, Fungi, Ascomycota, Eurotiomycetes, Chaetothyriales, Herpotrichiellaceae. Gene Ontology annotation, molecular function: glucosidase activity.
AUGUCGUCCCACAGCAAUUCUCCACCACCACCUCGAGUCCCUCCCCACAUACGGUUGAACUCGGGCCAGGAGGACAUUGUCACCAAUGAUGCUAAUAGUUCGUCCAGGACGCUUGUUCCUACCUCCUCGAGGCCAGGCACAGGCUCGCGGUUACAAAAUGUCUAUAGUUCAGAGCAAAUGCAAGACUCAGCAGAAAGGCUGUUACCACCGUCAAGGACAAACCGGUUUCGAGACGACGGCUCUCCUUUAAGAUCUCCCGCACGCUCAAGCUACUCCUCACGGCGCUCUAGUUGGGAAUCAGACAGAAGUAGAGAUAGCAGAGGUUUCGAGAAUCCUUUCCGAGAUUCAAGUCAAUCGAGACCAGGCUCACGAGCUGGAAGCGACGAGAACGAUGUCAACACACAAACUGUUUCCGAAAAGUAUAACAUUCUCCCCUCAGCUGGUCUCCUAUUAUUCCCUGAAGACGUCGAAAAGGACGACUAUUUACAUAAUCCAGACCCGGCGGGAGAACAACGCGACUGUGAUAUUUUUACCAAGCGAGGUUUUGUCAAUAUCGGUGGCUUAGGUUUAAUUGUAUUAGGGAUCCUCACCUUAUUCGUUGGGUACCCUGUCAUAAGUUUCGUCCAAAAAUAUACAGCAACCACAGAUCCUUGUGCAGUCAACAAUGACUGUAUCAAUACCGGGAAAGUACCUCUCUUGAAGAAUAUGAGAUCAACUCUCAUCGACCCUCACACACCCGAAUCCGCCAAAACCAAAAAGGACUUCCAUGGCAAUACAUGGAAUCUGGUGUUUUCCGAUGAAUUCUCCGAACCAGGCCGUACCUUCUAUGAUGGCGAUGAUCCAUACUGGACUGCGGUGGAUAUCUGGUAUGGCGUGACAAGAGAUCUGGAAUGGUACGACCCCGACGCUGCGACAACGAACGAUGGUGUCUUGGAGUUGCGUUUUGAUGCUUUCCAGAACCAUGGUUUAAAUUAUCGAUCUGGUAUGGUCCAAUCAUGGAAUCAGAUGUGUUUCAAAGGAGGUAGACUUGAAGCCUCGAUUUCUCUCCCUGGAAGAGGCGACACCGUUGGGUUCUGGCCUGGGUUUUGGUCAAUGGGCAAUCUGGGCAGAGCGGGCUAUGCAGCCACUACAGACGGUCUGUGGCCAUAUUCUUACGACCACGUCUGUGACGCCGGAAUCACGGCCAACCAAAGUUCCCCCGAUGGCAUUAACUACCUUCCGGGAAUGAGACUUCCAGCCUGCACUUGCUCAGGUGAAGAUCAUCCCACUCCUGGGAAAUCGCGAUCUGCUCCUGAAAUCGAUGCCUUGGAAGCAAGUAACGCCGCAUUCGAUGAUACCGGUUACGUUAUCGGCCACGUCUCACAGAGUUUCCAGGUGGCACCUUUCGACAUCUGGUACCAGCCAAACUACGACUUUGUUGAAGUGUUUGAUUUCUCCAUCACACAAAUGAACACCUACAAAGGUGGGCCGUUCCAGCAAGCUGUUUCCGGCCUUUCCAAUCUGAACAACGACUGGUACGACGGAAAUGCAUAUCAGGUCUAUGCCUUUGAAUAUACUCCUGGAGCCGAUGGUGAUAUUAUUUGGUAUGUCGGUGACAAAACCCCCGUCUGGCGAAUGCAGGCGCAGGCUCUAGCGCCAAACGGCAACGUCGCUCAGCGUACUGUAGCCGAGGAACCUAUGUCUGUGAUUGUCAAUUUCGGCAUGUCUCCUGGAUUCUCGCCUCUCAACAUGACUGGCCUUGCACCGCUUAUGCCUGCCACAAUGCGGAUCGACUACAUUCGUAUCUAUCAAGAUGGCGAUAUGGAGUUGACGUGUGACCCUGAAGGCUUCGAGACCACUGGAUAUAUCAAAGACCACUACGACAUAUACCACAAUCCGAACAUUACCAAUUGGCCGGACACUGGCUAUCCAUGGCCGAAGAAUUCCCUUGUUGACGGUUGUUAG